This is a messenger RNA of Tetrahymena thermophila SB210, 5070 nucleotides long. Its product is annotated as PAS domain S-box protein. The transcript has 17 exons. The record is from RefSeq and is a predicted model, not a curated record. Lineage: Eukaryota; Ciliophora; Oligohymenophorea; Hymenostomatida; Tetrahymenidae.
AUGGGAGAUUAAGCAGAGUCAGUCAACCUUUUAGGAAAAGAGUAGAUGUCUAGUUUAAAUUAGUUUACAGUAAAUAUGAAGACAAUAUUCUAUGAAUAUCUUUACACAAUAUUGAGAAAUGAUGAUCAAUCAAUACUAAUAAAUUUUAGUUUAACCUUAAUUCAAUACUUCUAAAUAUACUACUUCGCAUUUCAUCCUGCUGUCAUAAGUAUAUGGAACUAAUCAAAUGCAAGUAAAAUAUCAUCUGCGUUUGGAUUUCCUGGUAUUAUUCAUAUUUAUAGAAGUACUUCAGUUAUGGUUUACUAAGCUUUCUUCUACAUAGCAAUGAUAACUGUGAUUCUAUUCUUCUUUAUCUUUUUAUACUCAUUCAUUACUUUGGCUAGGUAAAGGACAGUAGGAACACUGCUUCUAAAUAUUUAAUAGCUAAUUAUAAAUUGCUUUUUAACUAUUUUGUAUGUCCCUUUCAUGGAUAUAUUUAUCUCUUUUCUAAAUUGUGAAAGUGUGAACGGUGUAUUAUCUCUAAACAUUUACAGUAGCAUAUAAUGUUGGAAUGGUAUGCAUAUCUUCUAUGCAACUGGAUCAAUUAUAGCUUUAGUUAUUUUAGAAAUAUUUUCAUAUGUUUUUAGCAUCCUCUAUUUCGAUGGAAUAUAAAACGAUCAAAAGGUUAAUAGCGUUAAAAAUUCUAGACAUGUUAUUUGUAUUCACAUAGUAUAAUUUAUUCUAGUUUUAACAUAUAAUUUUAUGAAUACACAACAAUAUAAUGGUGUUUUGAAUACAAUAUAUUUUGUUUGUGCACUCCUGGUCUUUUAUAUGAUUCAUAGCAGACUACCUUUCAAUCAUCCUAUAGUUUAGCGCUACUAGUCACUUUUUUGUACUGUAUUUGUAUGGACUGCUAUGAUGAUGGCAUUAGCAUAACUAACUGAAAAAACUGUUUUUUAAGGCUUAAUGUAUGCCUGGGCAAUCGGAUUACCUUUAAUAAUAUUUACUGUGUUUUGGAUUCCACUUGAAAAAAAUCGCAAAGACUUCACAAUGAAUGUUAAUACUAACAAAUUUUCAUCUCCUGAAGAAGUUAUCGAGCAUGCAAAUUAUGUAUAGAAGUUAAUUAGAAAUGAUAUGAAGAAGACAUCUACUUCACACUUGCUUAAUGGUUAUAUAGAGUUUCAUAACAAGACAUGCUUGAAUUCAGCUUGUCCUCUUAAGAAAAUAAAGUUUUCUUAAAACAGCCAAAAAAAAAAUUCAGGAAAAGUGCUGUAAAAUAAAUAAUAAGCUUCUAAUAACAUAUUUAACUAGAAGAAAUAAGACAAGAGAUAUUUAUUUUGUUAUGAAAUGAUAUCAAAGCUCUUUGAAGCAGCUAUAGCCACUUAUCCUUAGGAUGUGUCAUUAAGAAUUUAAUAUUCAAUUUUCCUAAUGAAGGUAAUGAAAAGUAAGUAGCAUGCUAUCAACGAAGUAGUUGAAGCAGAAAAUCUAAAAUGCUCAAUAGACGAUAGAUUUACUCUUUAUUAUAUAAAGAGAAAUAUAGAAAAUGAGAUAAAUGAAAUGAGUAAAGAAACAAAUGGAGAAUAUACUGAAUAGAGAAAUUUAGAAGGUAAGAUUCAGCAUUUUAGAGCUGCCAUGGAGUAGACAGUAACACUUUUAAUGGAGUUUUGGAGCUAAUUUUCAGACGAUAAGCCUGAUCUUAUAAAGCUUUAUGACAUUGGCUCAAAGCUGUUUCCUCUAAAACUUCUAGUUGAUGAGAUGUGGAAAAAAAUAUCAAGGACGAAAGGAGAAUAGAUUCCAAAAUUGCUUAGAAUAUAUUCAAAGUAUCUUUUAGAUAUCUUCAAUGAUAAAAAAUAAGGAAUGGAAUUGCUAGAAAAAGCAGCUAAGCUUGAAAAUUCAUACCACAAUAAAAAAGAUUUAUCAGUUAAUUAUGCCUCAGAUUUGAACAUAGAUGGAUAAGAAGAUGGAAUGAUUUUUAUGACAAUGGAAGAAGAUAAAAUAGGCUAAAUAUUAACAUUGAAUUUGUCUUGUUCAAGCAUGUUUGGGUAUUCAAAGACAGAACUUUUAAACAAAAAUGUUAAUAUACUGAUGCCUUAAAUAUAUUAAAAACAUCACGAAGACAUUCUAAAAAGAUAUGUUGAAACUAACGAAAGCACAUUUAUUAAUAAAGACAAGUAGGUUUAUGGGAAGAAUAAAUCAGGAUACAUUUUUCCUGUUAUAAUUCAUAUCAAGCCUAUUUUUCAUGCUCUUAAAGAUGGCAUGGAGUUUCUUGGUAUAUUUAGAAAAGAAAAAAAUGUCAAAAACUUUGCAUACGCAUUAGCAACUUACGAUAAUUAAAUAAGAGAUAUUUCUUCAUCAUGUCUGAAUAUACUUGGUAUCGAUCAUAAGACUAUCUCAUUGCAAACUGUUAACCUCUAAAACAUAAUCACAGAUAUUCUAAGCGAAAAAGAGCAAUAUAUGUAAAAAGUAGGGAAGCAGAAGGAGUACACAUUUCCAAAAAUAAGCGAAGAUUAAGUCAUAUUCAAUAAAGGGUCGUUAACAGUAAAGCUGAAUGUAUGGCUCUAAGAGGUAUCUUUUAAGGUAAAGUCAAAUGCUGGUUACAUUCUGAAAGUUGAAUCUGUUUAGAAAAAAGCAAAUAAACCUCAAGAAUCAUAACUCAAUUAGUAAUCUAAAAUGAAUAGGACUAAGUAAAAGAAUUUGAAUACAAGUUAGAAUGUAAUAAGAUAGUAAGAUAACUUAUAAAAAGAAGUAUCUUUCUUAUUCAAGCUUGUCAUCGAAGACUACUCCAUUUAAUAUGAAGGAGAAUAUAUAGAAGGUGUAAAAGGUGAUAAUCCUAAUAAUUUAAAUAAUACAGCUCAGUUUAACGACACUGAAUAAGAGUCUAAUCUAAAUUCAAAUAAUCCUUAUUCAAAUAACAGCCAUAUAGUGAUGAAUAAGCAAUCUGCAAUUUUUAGUAGAUAAGAUCAAGAUAAUUAUGACAAAUCUAACAAUUUACUUUAAGAAGCGAUUUCCAACAAAGUAGACUACGGAUUAGGGAUUAAGAUAAUGAGAUUAAAAGGAAAUGUGAUAGUGGAUAUUGAUAGAGAUAUGACUGAUGAAGAAUAAAGCGAAUAGGAAAACAAAUCAGAGAAUGAAGAAAAUGAAAAGUAAGCAAGAAUGAAUAAAAAUAGGGUAGAAGAAUAUGGUCAUGAAUAUGAAGGAGGUUCAAACUAAAUGAAAGAGUUAAAUUAAGAGCUAUAAAAAUAAAGUGAAAGUACUGUUGUUAGCACUUUAAAGAAUUUUUCUGUUUUUGUCAUAUUGACUAUGAUAGCUAUUUCAAUAAUUGACUUUGUUGUUAAGAACUCUUCAAUUAACUCAUAAAGCUCAAACUUUACUCUAAUUAAGUAAACUGCUAACAGAAUAUCCGACUUAAAUUUGAUUAUAUCAGAUAUUUUAGAAUUAACAUACUUACAAGCAGGUGUAAGAGAUCCUCAAUUUAACUCAGUUUCAUAAAAUCCAACUAUUUAAUCUGAUACUGACUUCCUUAAAAAUAGCAUUUAAAAUACAAUUUAAGAGUAUGAAAAUCUAACGAUAUCUAUUUAGAAUAAUGGAAAUACAGACACGUCAAAUACAAAAAUAUAUUUUGAUUAAUCUUUUGUUCCAUCAACAUUUUAAGUUUCAUAAGCUUCUUAGUAGAUGAUUAGUAAAUCUCAUAACAUAGUUCAGUUAGAUAUAAGCUAAAUUCUACAAACUUAAUCUGAUGUAUUUUUUGUUAUUUUUAAUGGUUUAAAUGAUUAUAUUAAUCAGCUAACUUUAAGCUAUUAUGAUAUUGCUUAAAAGCAAUCAUCUGAAAUAAGCAAUAUUUAAAACAAAUCUUUAAUAUACUUAAUUGUAUCUAUCUCUGCAAUGGUUGUCUUUUCUAUUAUAUUGACCAUUUUCCUAGGAAGAACUAUAUUUGCAAAAUAACUUAUACUAAGUGUUUUUCUUGAAAUUCCUGAAAAAACAGCUAAGUAUCUAUACUCAAAGUGUGAAAACUUCCUUGCUUAGCUUGGAUCUGGCGAAGAAGAAGAAGUGCAUUCGGAAGUAGAUUUAUUUAUAGAAGACAAAGAGCUAAACGAUGAAGGAAAAACUACCUUGUUUGGUAAAAGAAAAAAAAAAUUCAAAAAUUCUGAUAAUGGCAGUAUUGGGUUUUUAAUUAAAAUGCUUAUCAUAGCAGUCAUAGUAGAAGUUUACUUUGUGGUUAACUAUAUUUUAGGUGGAAAUUAAAUAGUUGUAAUAAAUGGACUUCUCCUUGAAUAUAAUACAACUUGUUUUGCUUUAGGGUAUUAUUCUCAGGUUUCAAAUUCUGAAAAGCAACUAAUUUAUAAUAGUAACUGGAAUCUUCUUAAUUCUAAUUCAUAACAAACAGUUUCUACUAUGCUCAACAAUUUAUAUACAGUUGACUCAUUAAUACAUGAAGAGCAUGCUUCAAAUACUGAAUAUCAUUAAGUUGAAGGAAGUUAUUUGUCUAUUUUUGAAAGUGUUAUGUUCUAAGAUGCUUGUGUUGUUUUAUUGGCUUAGCAAGCUGUAUCAUAAAGUGUAUGUACCAAUUUUUCAAAUGGUAUUGUUUAGCAGGGAAUGAUUGCAGUAGUGAUCAGAUACUUUUAAUUACUUAGAUAUUAAUAUGAUAAAUAUACAUGGAUUAUUACUAAUCCUAAUCAGGCGUAUCCUUAUAAUUAUACUAGUACAGAUCCUAAUUGGGUAGUUAAAUCUAUAUCUUAAAAUGUAACUCUAAAUAAUUUGUACAAUCUACUUAGAACCCCAGAUACAUAUGAAUUGACUCUCAUAUAAACUUUAUACAUAGAAAAUGCCUUUAAAUAUCUCUAAGAUCAAUUUUUGCAUGAAUUCUCUUUGCUUUUGGAUAAUUAUAAAGUACAAAGAAUACUAUUCUUAGCACUAUUUAUACUUUUGCUUAUUACAGCAUCAAUUACUUGCUGGCUUCCUUUCCUUUCAAAUUUAAACAAAGAGAUAUGGUCAACAAAAUGCCUACUUUCUUUCAUACCUGUCGAUGAAGUAAAUAAAAUUAGAGCCAUUUCUAAUUUUAUUAAGGAUUAUAUUCUUGAAAGAAGAAUUUGA